AUGGUGUCCUUGGCAACUAAAUCCACUACAUUUUCAAUUAAUCAAGUCUGGAUUAUUCUUGAUUACCUCUGGCCAGUUCUGGAGGACCCUGUGUUUAUUACAGUAUUUAGUGUACUGUUUAUCCUUCCGGCCACUUUGUUCGUACUUCAUGUCCUGUUUGUUCUCUUUACAACAAGCUGGGCUGCAAUUUUGAUGUGGAUUCUGACAGUAUCGGUUUCCAUCACAACGGGCCUUGCGGUUCUUGUACCCUUCUUUUUGUUUGCCGUGUUUACUGCUACUGUUCUGACUGGCCUUUGUACAAUUCUGAAGCACUUUUCUUCAGCCGACUGUACCAGCCUAAAAGAUAGACUAUUGACUAUGAGUAAUAAACCAUCUUAA
Molecule: messenger RNA, 378 nt
Organism: Phycomyces blakesleeanus NRRL 1555(-)
Lineage: Eukaryota; Fungi; Mucoromycota; Mucoromycetes; Mucorales; Phycomycetaceae
Exons: 2
Coding region: 1-378 (125 amino acids)
Source: RefSeq, a predicted model, not a curated record